Messenger RNA from Chinchilla lanigera (long-tailed chinchilla), 5498 nucleotides. It is a transcript of the gene Rabgap1l, whose product is annotated as RAB GTPase activating protein 1-like. The transcript has 26 exons. The record is from RefSeq and is a predicted model, not a curated record. NCBI's taxonomy places the organism in Eukaryota, Metazoa, Chordata, Mammalia, Rodentia, Chinchillidae. Bases 212 to 3397 code for a protein of 1061 amino acids.
CCGCCCCCUCCCUCGCUCCUUCCUGCCGGGCGCUCCCCUCCCCUCCGCUCCCCGCCCGGCUCCCUCCGCCCUCUCAGGGCUCUGUCGGCGGCGGAGUGAACGGGACGGGCCCGGCUGCAGAGCGCGGCCGGCGGUGGGACGCGGGCGGCCGGCGGAGUUGUUGUUCCGGCAGCGCCCGCGGAGACGCGAGGAAGUGAGUUUUGCCAGGUGGAUGUGGGAGAGAGAAGUUUGCAGAACUGAAAUGGAGGUCAGAGCUUCAUUACAGAAGGUUAGCGGGUCAUCUGAUUCUGUGGCUGCAAUGAACAGUGAAGGAUUUGUUUUCGUUUCUCAGCAAGCAGAUGAUACUUCUACAAAAGAUGAUGAAAAACCUCAACUGAAGAUAGUUUCUAAUGGAGAUGAACAAUUGGAAAAAGCCAUGGAAGAGAUCCUGAGAGAUUCUGAGAAAGGGCAAAGCAGUCCUCCUGCUGAUUGUCAGAGUUCCAGUGAGAUAUCAGACCAUGUCACUGGGGAUGUUCCAGCCAACCAGACAUACAAGCCUUCUCUUCAGUUAAUUUUGGACCCAUCUAACACAGAAAUUUCUGCACCCAGACCAUCUUCUCCAAGUGGAAUGCCUGAAGAAGACAGUGUUUUAUUUAAUAAACUGACCUACUUAGGAUGUAUGAAAGUGUCUUCUCCACGUAAUGAAGUGGAGGCUUUACGGGCAAUGUCAACCAUGAGAUCUUCUAGUCAGAACCCCUUUCCUGUUACUCUGUAUGUGCCAAAUGUUCCAGAAGGUUCUGUGAGAAUCAUUGACCAGUCCAGAAAUAUGGAGAUAGCAUCUUUCCCAAUCUAUAAGGUCUUAUUCUGUGCACGUGGGCAUGAUGGGACAUCAGAGAGCAAUUGCUUUGCAUUUACAGAGAGUUCCCAUGGCUCAGAAGAAUUUCAGAUACAUGUGUUCUCCUGUGAAAUUAAAGAGGCAGUAAGCAGAAUUUUAUAUAGUUUUGGAACAGCAUUCAAACGAUCUUCCAGACAAGUAUCUGAUGUUAAGGACUCGAUUAUUCCUACCCCCGACAGUGAUGUGUUUACCUUCAGUGUUUCUUUGGAGGUAAAGGAAGAUGAUGGGAAAGGAAACUUUAGUCCUGUGCCUAAGGAUAGAGACAAAUUUUAUUUCAAAUUAAAACAAGGAAUAGAGAAGAAGGUUGUGAUCACAGUGCAGCAACUCUCUAACAAAGAAUUAGCUAUUGAAAGAUGUUUUGGAAUGUUAUUAAGCCCAGGUCGAAACGUGAAGAACAGUGACAUGCAUUUACUGGAUAUGGAAUCCAUGGGGAAGAGUUAUGAUGGGAAAGCCUAUGUUAUCACUGGCAUGUGGAACCCUAAUGCACCAAUAUUUCUGGCACUUAAUGAAGAAACACCAAAAGAUAAACGAGUAUACAUGACUGUGGCAGUGGAUAUGGUAGUCACGGAGGUGGUGGAGCCUGUCCGCUUUCUCCUGGAAACAGUAGUUCGUGUGUACCCUGCAAAUGAGCGAUUUUGGUAUUUCAGCAGAAAGACUUUCACAGAGACUUUCUUCAUGAGGUUAAAACAGUCUGAAGGAAAAGGCCAUGCCAAUGCUGGAGAUGCAAUAUAUGAGGUGGUGAGUCUACAGCGAGAGUCUGACAAAGAGGAACCAGUCACUCCUACUAGUGGAGGGGGUCCAAUGUCACCCCAAGAGGAUGAAGCAGAAGAAGAGAGCGAUAAUGAACUUUCAAGUGGAACAGGCGAUGUGUCUAAAGAUUGUCCCGAGAAAAUCCUAUAUUCAUGGGGAGAGUUGCUAGGAAGAUGGCACAAUAACCUUGGUGCACGACCAAAAGGGCUCUCCACCUUGGUGAAGAGUGGUGUUCCCGAAGCACUGAGGGCAGAAGUAUGGCAGUUGCUAGCAGGCUGCCAUGACAACCAGGCAAUGCUGGAUAGAUACCGAAUUCUUAUCACAAAGGACUCAGCCCAGGAGAGUGUUAUUACACGGGAUAUUCAUCGUACAUUUCCUGCACAUGAUUACUUCAAAGACACAGGAGGAGAUGGUCAGGAAUCACUCUACAAGAUCUGCAAGGCAUACUCUGUGUUUGAUGAAGACAUUGGGUACUGUCAAGGACAGUCUUUUCUUGCUGCUGUAUUGCUGUUACAUAUGCCAGAGGAACAAGCAUUCUGUGUUUUGGUGAAAAUCAUGUAUGACUAUGGUUUGAGAGACCUCUACAAAAAUAACUUUGAAGAUCUUCAUUGCAAAUUCUAUCAGUUGGAGAGACUAAUGCAGGAACAGCUACCAGACCUGCACAGCCGUUUCUGUGAUCUGAACCUGGAAGCACAUAUGUAUGCAUCCCAAUGGUUCCUCACUCUCUUUACUGCCAAGUUCCCACUCUGCAUGGUGUUCCACAUCAUUGACUUGCUGCUCUGUGAGGGAUUGAACAUAAUCUUUCAUGUAGCUUUGGCUCUCCUAAAGACCUCCAAGGAAGAUCUUCUGCAAGCUGAUUUUGAAGGUGCUUUGAAGUUCUUCAGAGUUCAGCUUCCAAAGAGAUACAGAGCAGAGGAAAAUGCAAGAAGACUGAUGGAGCAGGCUUGCAACAUCAAAGUACCAACGAAAAAGCUGAAGAAAUAUGAAAAAGAAUAUCAGACCAUGCGGGAGAGCCAGCUGCAACAGGAAGACCCAAUGGAUAGAUACAAGAGGGAGAACAGGAGAUUGCAGGAGGCCAGCAUGAGACUGGAGCAAGAGAACGACGACCUUGCCCAUGAGCUUGUAACCAGCAAGAUUGCUCUGCGGAAUGACUUGGAUCAGGCAGAAGACAAGGCGGAUGUGCUCAAUAAGGAGCUCCUCCUGACCAAGCAGAGGCUGGUGGAGACGGAGGAGGAGAAGAGGAAGCAGGAAGAAGAGACUACACAGUUAAAAGAAGUCUUCAGGAAACAGCUAGAGAAAGCAGAAUAUGAAAUAAAAAAGACUACAGCGAUCAUUGCUGAGUAUAAACAGAUCUGUUCCCAAUUAAGUACCAGGCUGGAGAAGCAGCAAGCAGCCAGCAAGGAGGAGCUGGAAGUAGUAAAGGGUAAAAUGAUGGCAUGCAAACACUGCAGUGACAUUUUCAGCAAGGAGGGUGCCUUGAAGCUGGCAGCCAUAAGCAGAGAGGACCAGGGGAUUGAAGCAGAUGAUGAGAAGGACUCGCUCAAGAAGCAGCUGAGGGAGAUGGAGUUGGAACUGGCACAAACUAAACUACAGCUGGUAGAGGCCAAGUGUAAAAUCCAGGAGCUUGAACAUCAGAGAGGAGCCCUUAUGAAUGAAAUCCAAGCUGCAAAAAACUCUUGGUUUAGCAAAACCCUGAACUCUAUUAAAACGGCUACGGGCACGCAGCCACUGCAGCCACCACCGGCCACCCAGCCACCCAAGGAGAGCACAUAGCUCCAGCCUCACUCGAGCAUAAGAGCACAAUGAUCAAAGCAACGAGAACUUAGGACUCUUCCUGCAGUCCCUUUGAAGGAGGCCAGAAAGCAAAGCAGAAUCUUCCAGUAGCUCUCUCUUCUAUGACGCUUUUCAAAGGGAUGUUAUUUAAAUUGACCUGAUUCAUGUCAAAUACCUGUUUUCCAGCUUCUUCAGUGGAAGGCCAUGUUCAGAUCCAUCAUAGUAUUGCACAUUAUUUUAUAUGCCUGAUAUUUAGUUGGAAAUUAGUAAUUCAGAACUAAAUGCUUUUUAUUUAGAGAUAAUUAUCCCUAAUAAAUUUUAUCUUACAUAAAAGUGGAGACAUCUGUUAUACUAAGGUAGAAAAGGUAAGAUCUUUGUCAUGGAAAAAAAGCUUUUUGAAACUAAACUUCUUUAACUUUCAAGGAUUUUUUCCAGACAAAGUGCACUGUGGGUGCUGUGAGGUUUCAUCCUGAAAUUGAUUCCCAGGGUAGCAACAUUCCUGUCCCAAGGAAAGAAUAGGCCAGGGACUGAAAAGUCUCCAAGGAUAUUUUGGUUUAUUUUCAUUUUAUGUCAGGUACGUCUGGAAACAAAGUGCCAAGAACUGUGGGAUAGAUGAGCUAUUGCAAGUACAGACUAUGUAAAUGGAACUGAGGUUUUGAUAAACACAAUAAAACCGUUUAGGUCUGGUAUCCUAGCAGAUCCUUCUAAGAGCCCCGCAUGGGACUUGCAGGUUCCUAGUAUGCCUAUGUAUAAACAGAUCUGACUUCUGGCAAAUGCAGGGUGAAGGGUGGGUACUGUGAGUUGCCGACUUGGAACCUGCUCUGCGGAAAUCUGGCCAGGCCCAGGUGCAGCCAUUGCGCUGAGCGUGGAAUACUUGCUAGUGAACCAGAGACAAGGGCAAUUUUAUCUGAUGUUGGCAUACUUGCUAAAGAAACAGUAAUAUUUUGUAAUUUUGUUAAAAGACAUAGUAUUGAAAUUGAAAUUGAGGUCAACUUCACACCAUCUUAGUUUAAUGAUAGGGAACUUUUCUUAAAUACGCCCUUCGUACCUGUAGGUGAAGAGACACAAAUGUGUUUGUAACAUCUUUGACUGAAUGUAAGAACCUUUAUAGAAAUACGUAUCUCCUGAAAAGGUGAGGCUAUUGUUUAAGAAUUGGUGGAAGUAUUUUUUAAAUUACAUUUUAAAAUAUUUGCUUACACAAAUAGGUCUUGCAGGAAAUUCUUUUAUAAGGGCAAAUCUAACUUUCCCAUUUGUAAGCUAUUCUAAAGAUAUCUGGUCCUUUCUCACCAACCAAACUACUUUGGCUAUGCACAAAGUAUGUAACACUUACUGACACUCAUUCUUGGCUUCACUGGUGAACAUAUUGUUUGCAAAGGAUCUUAAACUCUGUAGUGCCAGAAUGGUUCUCUGUGCCAUAUGUUGCAAUUAUAACAUGCCCUUAAAAGUUAGGAUCAAAUAAAAGCCUUUGUGUAACUCCAAGAGGAUACACUACAAGUUGCUCAUGGUAGAUCCUUUCUUUUAGAUUAUCUUUAAAUUCUAAAAAGUGAAGUCCCCUUCAUCUCUUUUUAUGAUGUCUACAACCUGUAAAACUGAUCAGGUUUUUUUGGUAUGUGUUGUACUUUUCAAAAUAAUACUUGUAUUACAGAAAUCUUUGGUUAUUGUUCUGAUAUCAUUCAUCAUAAAUUCAUUUCUUUUUACCAAAUAGGAAAAAAAUCCAGCAUUCUAAGUGUUGACUUUAACAUUCCCUACAUGGCAGUUUAGAUAAGCUAGUAAUUGUUUUGUAAUAUAUAAUGGCUAGAAAAUGAUACCUUGGCAUUUGUUUCUAUGAAUCAUUUACUAUAGUCUACUAACUUUACUGGUACUUUGAGUUCAAGAAACCCUGUACAAAAUCGCCUUUUCAAAUGGACAGCUAAAUUAAAUUCACUUUUGUGUUGUGAACCUGAUAGUACCACAAAGAGCCCCUUUUUAUUUGAUUUCUCAAAUAAAUUCCACAAAAUGCCUAAUUACAUAGUUUUCCCUAAAUUGUAGUUGAGGGAGAAAAUAAUAGCUUCAGGUUAAGUCCUUAUCUAUACCUGAUUCAAUUUUGUAGUCCUUUUUCUUU